AAAAAUGAUGACAUCGAUCAUCAUUCAUCAGUUGCAAGUUACAACCUAACUACAAUGCUCACUUCUCAACCUAAGUUAUAACCAAACCUAGUUUUUGUCAAUAGUGGAUUAUUGUCUUUUUACUCCGCCGUGAAACACCCAGAACCACCGUGCACGUUGUUGGUUGAGCAUCCAUGCGGCUUCUUCCUCUGUUCCAAUCACUCCCCAAAACCACUCACUACUCCUUGAGGUUUGCAUCAACUGCACUUGCCCACGUUGAUUCACCAUCUUUCUCAGACACCCCACCUCGUGUCCCUGAGCUUCACAAGGACACCUCCAACGUGCUCCAAACGCUUCACCGUCUGCACAACCGCCCUUCUCUUGCUCUUUCCUUCUUCACUCAGCUCAAGCAACAGGGGGUGUUCCCUCACACCACUUCAACCUACGCCGCCAUUAUCAGGAUCUUGUGCUACUGGGGAUUGGACAGGAGGUUGGAUUCUGUCUUCCUUGACCUCAUUGCACUUUCCAAACAAGACCCAUCAUUUGAAAUCCAUGACUUGUUUGAAGAGCUUUUGGAGGGGGAUGAGGGUGUUGAUAGGAAACCCCACUUGCUCAGAGCAUUUGAUUGGAGGCGUGGGAUUCUGCCUAGUAUUUGGACUUGUAACUUUCUCAUCAACCGGUUGGUUGAUCAUAAUGAAGUGGAGAGGGCUUUGGCCAUUUAUAAGCAGCUCAAGAGGCUUGGUUUGAGCCCCAACAAUUACACCUAUGCCAUUGUUGUCAAGGGACUGUGUAGGAAAGGUUACUUGGAAGAGGCGGAGCACAUGUUAAAAGAAAUGGAUGAAGCUGGGGUGAAUCUUGAUUCCCAUUGUUGUGCAGCUUUAAUUGAGGGCAUUUGCAAUCAUUGUAGUUCUGAUUUGGGAUAUGAAGCGCUCCAAAAAUUCAGAAUGAUGAAUGCCCCUAUAGAGGAUCAUGCCUACGCCGCUGUUAUUCGUGGGUUUUGUAAUGAAAUGAAAUUAGAUGAAGCGGAGAUUGUUGUUUUGGACAUGGAAAGCCAGGGAUUGGUUCCUGACGUGCGUAUUUAUUCUGCAUUGAUCUAUGGAUAUUGUAAGAAUCGUAAUCUACACAAAGUUUCAGAGUUAUGUAGUCAAAUGACUUCAAAGGGUAUAAAAACAAAUUGUGUAGUUGCUAGCUACAUCCUUCAAUGUCUUGUUGAGAUGGGCAAGACCUCAGAAGUGGUAGAUAUGUUUAAAAGAUUGAAAGAAUCAGGUAUGUUUCUCGAUGGGGUAGCUUAUAAUAUUGUGUUUGAUGCUUUAUGUAGAUUAGGCAAAGUGGACGAUGCAAUAGAAAUGCUGGAAGAGAUGAGAGUGAAGAACAUCGAUUUAGAUGUUAAACACUACACAACCCUUAUUAAGGGGUAUUGCCUUCAGAAUAAGCUCUUAGAUGCCUCGGAUAUGUUUAGUGAAAUGAUAAAAAAAGGUUUUGCACCUGAUAUUGUCACAUAUAAUGUACUAGCUGCUGGGUUGUCUAGAAAUGGCUGUGCUUGUGUGGCAAUUGACAAUUUGAAAGCUAUGGAAGAACAAGGAGUGAAGCCAAACUCAACUACACACAAGUUGAUCAUUGAAGGUUUAUGUUCAGAAGGCAAGGUUGGAGAAGCUGAGACAUACGUUAACAUUCUAGAAGAUAAUGGAUUUAAACCUGAUAUUGUGAUAUAUAAUGUACUAGUUGCUGGGUUGUCUAAAAAUGGCCAUGCUUGUGGGGCAAUUGGCAAAUUGGAUGAUAUGGAGAAACAAGGUGUGAAGCCUAACUCAACUACACACAAGUUGAUCAUUGAAGGUUUAUGUUCAGAAGGCAAGGUUGUAGAAGCUGAGGCAUAUUUUAACCGUCUGGAAGAUAAAGGUGUGGAAAUCUAUUCUGCGAUGGUGAAUGGCUAUUGUGAAGCAUACCUUGUCGAAAAAUCGUAUGAACUUUUCCUUGAGCUGUCAGACCAUGGGGAUAUUGCAAAAGAAGAUUCUUGUUUCAAGCUACUUAGUAACCUCUGUUUGGCAGGUCACAUUGACAAAGCUAUGAAGUUGCUGGACAAAAUGUUGUCAUUUAAGGUGGAACCUAGCAAAAUAAUGUAUUCUAAAGUAUUAGCUGCUUUGUGCCAGGCUGGGGAUAUAAAACAGGCUUGCUCUUUGUUUGAUUUUUUGGUUCGGAGAGGAUCUACUCCUGAUGUUCAAAUGUACACAAUUAUGAUAAAUAGUUUAUGUAGGAUGAAUUACUUGAAAGAGGCCCAUGACCUCUUCCAGGAUAUGAAGAGGAGAGGGAUCAAACCUGAUGUCAUUGCCUACACAGUCUUACUUGAUGGGAGCUUUAAAAAUGGAGCGACAUCGGAUGUUCUCACCAUCUGGGGUGAUAUGAAGCAAAUGGAAACAAGUCCAGAUGUUAUUUGUUACACUGUUUUGAUUGAUGGACUCAUAAAGACAGAUGACUGUGUAGAUGCAAUUAACCUAUAUGAAGACAUGAUUCACAAUGGACUAGAACCAGAUACGGUAACAUACACUGCUAUGAUUUCUCUCUUCUGUAAAAGAGGUCUCGUGAAGGAAGCUUCUGAAUUGCUUGAUGAAAUGUCUUCAAAGGGAAUGACACCAAGUUCGCAUAUCAUCUCAGCUGUAAAUCGCAGUAUUCAAAAAGCUAGAAAGGUGCCAUUUCAUGAGUAG
Lotus japonicus is the source of this 2678-nucleotide messenger RNA. RefSeq names its product putative pentatricopeptide repeat-containing protein At1g13800. The coding region runs from base 174 to 2678 and encodes 834 amino acids. The record is from RefSeq and is a predicted model, not a curated record. Lineage: Eukaryota; Viridiplantae; Streptophyta; Magnoliopsida; Fabales; Fabaceae. Gene Ontology annotation, molecular function: protein binding. The transcript has 2 exons.